UUUGGUGACAUGUUUUUGUUCGUCAUCCAUGUUUUUUCGAGGUUGUUGCAUUGCUUGGAUAUAUAAAGAUUUGAAAUAUUUAGUAAUGACAAAACAACAAUACAAAUUACAAAUAUGAGAAAAUAGUAUUUAUGUGUGAUACCUGUGUAGAGUAUAACAGUAUACAAAAAUAAUAAGCAAAGUUACAUGUUUAAGUUUUAACACAAGCGUAAGCAAAAUCAACAGGCCCUCACGAUGGCCGCUGCAUUGACGGACGAAAAUGCAGAGAUUGAUUGGGGUAACGAAAGAUUAACUCGAGCUCAGAAAGCAGUUGAAGCAAAUGUGUAUGAUGUGGAUUCAUGGUCUUUACUCAUCAGGGAAGCCCAGACGAGGCCUAUUAAUGAUGUACGGACAAUGUAUGAAAGACUUAUUGGUGCAUUUCCAACAACAGGCCGGUUUUGGAAGAUAUAUAUUGAACAAGAGAUGAAGGCAAGAAAUUUUGAAAAAGUUGAAAAGCUGUUCCAGCGCUGCCUUAUGAAGAUCCUCAAUAUAGAGCUCUGGCGGUUAUAUUUAAACUACGUAAAAGAAACUAAAUGUAUGCUGCCUACAUACAAAGAAAAAAUGGCACAAGCUUAUGACUUUGCUCUUGAAAAAAUUGGUUUAGAUAUCCACGCUUACCCGAUCUGGAACGACUAUGUGACGUUCUUAAAGGCGGUAGAAGCGGUUGGCUCUUAUGCAGAAAAUCAGAAGAUUUCAGCUGUGAGGAAAGUGUACCAAAGAGCGGUUAUCACUCCGAUUAUAGGAAUUGAAACUUUAUGGAAGGAUUAUAUAGCUUUUGAACAAGGAAUCAAUACAAUUAUUGCCGAGCGUAUGGCAAUGGAGCGUUCUCGUGACUACAUGAACGCGCGGCGCGUGGCCAAGGAGCUGGAGACGGUGACGCGAGGUCUCAACAGGAACAUGCCUGCCACUCCCCCAACUGUAGAUAGGGAGGAAAUGAAACAGGUGGAACUCUGGAAGAAGUACAUAUCGUGGGAGAGAAGUAACCCUCUCCGGUCCGAGGACACGGCGCUGGUAGCCCGGCGUGUGAUGUUCGCCAUCGAGCAGUGUCUGCUCUGCCUCGCACACCACCCCGACGUUUGGCACCAGGCCGCGCAGUUCCUCGACCACUCCUCUAAACUGCUGCAGGAGAAAGGGGAUUCCAACGCAGCGCGUCUGUUCUCGGAGGAGGCGGCGGCGGUAUACGAGCGCGCGACCAGCGGCCCUCUCAAGCAGUCUACCUUGCUGCACUUCGCACACGCGGAUUACGAGGAAAGUCGACUGCAUUAUAAUAAGGUGCACCAAGUAUACACGAGAUACCUAGACAUGGAGGAUAUCGACCCCACGCUGGCGUACGUGCAGUACAUGAAGUUCGCCCGACGUGCUGAGGGUAUCAAGUCCGCCAGAACUGUAUUUAAACGUGCCAGAGAAGAUCCAAGAUCUCGUUACCACGUGUUCGUGUCGGCGGCGCUCAUGGAGUAUUAUUGCUCUAAAGACAAGAACAUCGCCUUCAGAAUAUUCGAACUCGGACUCAAGAAGUUCUCGCACAUUCCUGAAUAUGUCCUCUGUUAUAUCGAUUAUUUGUCACAUUUAAACGAGGACAACAACACUCGCGUACUAUUCGAGCGCGUGCUGUCUUCGGGUAGCCUCAAACCGGAGAGUUCUGUGGACAUAUGGAACAGAUUCUUGGAGUUUGAGUCCAAUAUAGGAGAUCUCGUUAGUAUCGUUAAAGUGGAGAAAAGAAGACAAGCGGUUUUAGAAAAGAUCAAAGAGUUCGAAGGCAAGGAGACGGCGCAGCUGGUGGACAGAUACAAGUUCCUCGACCUGUACCCCUGCAGCAUCGCGGAACUCAAGUCCAUCGGGUACACUGAGGUAGCAUCCAUGUCAAACAAAUCGUGGGCAUUGGGCGGCCCACUGGCCGGUAUAUCUCCGGAACUGGCUGCUGUUAUACUCGGACAGAAAGACAACGAUCCAAAUAAAGACAUCGUUCGUCCCGACGUUAACCAAAUGAUACCAUACAAGCCCAAAGUAAAUCCAUUGCCUGGAGAACAUCCUAUAUCAGGUGGUACGUUCCCGAUGCCGAGCCCGUGUGCGCACCUGUGUACGCUGAUGCCGCCGCCCGCCUGCUUCCGCGGACCAUUCGUAGCUGUGGACCGCCUCAUGCAGCUCUUCAACCGCAUCACGCUGCCCGACAAACCGCCCGCGCCCACACAAGAGAAUGGCUGCGACACGAAGCUGUUUGACUUAGCGCGUUCCGUGCACUGGAUAGUCGAUGAUGAAGGAAUAACUACUGUCUCUAAUAAGGUGAGAAGAAGAAAAAUCGGCGAAGAUUCAGAUGACGAUGACCUGGGCGUCGCGCCACCGGUCAACGACAUCUAUCGGCAGAGGCAACAAAAACGAGUUAAAUAAACCCCAGCAACUGGAUUAUAAAUAAUUGAAUAUAAUAUUCGUCUGACGAUUUUAUUAAGUCGAACUGUGAAUGAAUGUAUUCUGGAUUUUUUUUUACAAUAAAGUUAUUAAUUAAAUA
Messenger RNA from Papilio polytes (common Mormon), 2542 nucleotides. RefSeq names its product protein suppressor of forked (gene su(f)). NCBI's taxonomy places the organism in Eukaryota, Metazoa, Arthropoda, Insecta, Lepidoptera, Papilionidae. The coding region runs from base 235 to 2424 and encodes 729 amino acids. Gene Ontology annotation, biological process: mRNA 3'-end processing. The transcript is spliced from 18 exons. Gene Ontology annotation, cellular component: nucleus. Gene Ontology annotation, molecular function: mRNA binding; protein binding. The record is from RefSeq and is a predicted model, not a curated record.